AUGGCGCCCGCAGCAGCAACCAGCCUGCACAGGCUCGUCUCUCCGCGGGUACCUUUAUCCGUUUCCGCUGCUGGUAGGAACAGCAACGGCAUGUCCAUGUCAGUCGGCGGCGCUCGCCGUGCGCCGGGGAUUUCUGUGCUUCAUUUUCGGUGGAGCCGGAUGGUCGCGGCGGUGGCGUCGACCGAGAUGCCUCCCGCGGCAAUGGGGGAGGAAAGUGAGAAGACCUUCGUCGAGGAGAUGAGGGCUGUCGCGAUGCGUCUGCACACCAAGGAUCAGGCCAGGGAAGGGGAGAAGGAGCCGGAUGAACUGUCAGUCAGUCUCACGCGGGAGCCUACCGUUGAGGGCUACGUGCAGUUCCUCGUUGACAGCAAGCUCGUCUUCCAGACGCUCGAGGCCAUCGUCGAUCGCGCCGUCGUACGCUGGUAUGCGGACUUUCGGAAUACUGGGUUAGAGAGAUCAGAGGCACUGAAGAAAGAUCUGAAAUGGUUCAGCGAACAGGGUCACACAAUUCCAGAACCAUCUGCUCCUGGCAUUACAUAUGCUUCAUAUCUGGAAGAGUUGUCAGAAAAGGACGCGCAAGCAUUUAUCUGUCACUUCCAUAAUGUGUACUUUGCUCAGUCUGCCGGAGGUCGAACGAUCGGCACAAAGAUUGCUGAGAAGAUUCUGAACAAGAAAGAGCUGGAAUUCUACAAGUGGGAAGGUACCCUGUCCGAGCUGCUGCAAGAUGUCCGCACCAAACUUAACCAAGUUGCUUCUAGCUGGUCCCGGGAAGAGAAGAACCACUGCCUAGCUGAAACCGAGAAGUCGUUCAUAUAUUCAAUGGAUCGCCUGCGCCAAGUAUUCACCUGA
Messenger RNA from Lolium rigidum, 849 nucleotides. Its product is annotated as heme oxygenase 1, chloroplastic-like. Gene Ontology annotation, molecular function: heme oxygenase (decyclizing) activity. Gene Ontology annotation, biological process: heme oxidation; phytochromobilin biosynthetic process. Bases 1 to 849 code for a protein of 282 amino acids. NCBI's taxonomy places the organism in Eukaryota, Viridiplantae, Streptophyta, Magnoliopsida, Poales, Poaceae. The transcript is spliced from 4 exons. The record is from RefSeq and is a predicted model, not a curated record.